AUGAUGACCAAUGGCACCGAGAACUUCCCCUCCAGGAGCGCCUUCAUUGUAACGCCCUUGCUCGUGGCAUUUACCAUGCUCCAGAACAACAAUCAGGCCGCCGAAGCACUGCUAUCCGGGCUCAAGGUUUUACAAGAGCUCGCGCCGGGGUCAGAUUCGGCGUGCUCACGAGGCCUCAAGCUCAUCCGCGUCCAAUACGACACAUUAUACAUUUGGGCCGCGGAAGCCUUGGAUCGUACUCGCCUGGGGUUUGACGCCCACAACACUGAGUUCGAGAGCAUCGUGAAACUCUGUGCGGAGCUUUUAGGACGGGGCUUCGGUCAUAGCGAGAGCGACACGAACAAGCGAAGCACGCCCAAUCAGUACUCGCCGGCUCCAUGCACAGGAUAUACCUUCGAGAGCUUUGGCGUGGUAGCGGUGCUUGGGUUUGUCAUCACGCGGUGUCGAGUCGGCACUAUACGACGGACAGCUGUGGGCCUUCUCGAGCGGAUCUGGUGGCGUGAGAAUGGCUGGGACACGACCGCGACUUGUCAAGGCGCCAAGGCAUUGAUAGAGCUGGAAGAGCAAGGCGGUGUCCGUGGUGCGGACGGCGAGCUGUACAUCCCCCCCGAGUCGAGGUAUUACUGGGGGAAUGCCCGAUGGGAGAACGACCUACCCGCCAGCCAGAAGCUGAUCUGCACUUUCGCACAGCGCAGGCCGGACGAGCUCGGCGCGGUGUUCGAGGUACCAGUCAUGAUCGAUCUUUCAGCACCGGGCUUGACAACCACAGACGGGAAAUAA
Molecule: messenger RNA, 780 nt
Organism: Diaporthe amygdali
Lineage: Eukaryota; Fungi; Ascomycota; Sordariomycetes; Diaporthales; Diaporthaceae
Exons: 2
Coding region: 1-780 (259 amino acids)
Source: RefSeq, a predicted model, not a curated record